ACAUUGCAUGUAUCUAUCUGUUCCCCAAUUUCAAAAUCAGGUUGGACUUAGCAGCAUUUUGAUGGUGAAGGGGAGUGAGUAUGACAACAUUAGACAAGUGCCUAAGCAGGAAAAUCUCUACGGCACGCUUCUGUCUGAAAAUGUGAUCGGAGUCAUCCACGACCAUUACGUUACCUUCUACCUUGACAUGACAUAGACGGCUCUGAGAAUUCCUUUGUCAAAGUUGCUAUCAAGGAGCAGGAAACUUCUCCUGGGGAAUCACCUAGAAGAAGCUACCUCAAAGCUGUUAGAAAUGUGGCCAAGAUUGAGAAAGAUACACCGAUUCAGCUCAAGCUCUACGAUACCUCUGAGUUCCAUGUCGUCAACCCUGCCAAAAAGACAUUGGUCGGAAAUCCUGUAGGGUACAAAGUGGUUCCGGCUGCCACUGCUAAUUAAUGGUUAGAUUCUUCUAUGUAUCAUUCCAUACACUUCGAGAGACUUGUCGGUUAACUAUGAUGUCGGCCAUAGAAUAUUUAUUCCUGACAAUGAUCUUACCCUGCUGAUCAAGCUCAGCAU
This is a messenger RNA of Rubroshorea leprosula, 555 nucleotides long. NCBI's taxonomy places the organism in Eukaryota, Viridiplantae, Streptophyta, Magnoliopsida, Malvales, Dipterocarpaceae. The record is from the annotation of a GenBank genome assembly.